Molecule: messenger RNA, 694 nt
Organism: Lycium ferocissimum
Lineage: Eukaryota; Viridiplantae; Streptophyta; Magnoliopsida; Solanales; Solanaceae
Product: probable LRR receptor-like serine/threonine-protein kinase At1g53430
Exons: 6
Coding region: 86-646 (186 amino acids)
Source: RefSeq, a predicted model, not a curated record
UCGUCUAAUGUGUCUUCCUUUUAUACAGCAUUUGUAAUUAAAAGGGACUAAAACUUGAAGAUCAACAGCAAGAGAAUUCACUUCAAUGGAUACUUAUGUCAGAUUUUGUGCUUUAGUUGUUUCUAUAUCUCUGGCUUUGAAUUGCCUGGGAUCUGUUGCUCAACUUUUGCCUGAAGAAGAAGUAAAUGUUCUGAAAACAAUAUCAUCGAAACUUCAGAACAAAUAUUGGAACGGCAUCAGCAGAGCUUCUUGCAGAGAGGGGAAAGGUUUCAACAAGACUGUUUAUGAUAAAAUCUUCAGCAACGUAACGUGUGACUGCUCAUUCAAUAGCAACUCAAUUUGCCAUGUUGUAAUAAUCCAAUUGAAGGGUCUCAGUAUGACAGGAAUUCUGCCUCCAGAAUUUGCAGAGCUUACUCAUCUGCGAGAAUUAGAUUUGUCUCGCAAUUACUUAAAUGGAUCGAUUCCCUCAAGCUAUGGAAAACUUCGCGUCACUAUUCUGUCACUCCUGGGUAACCGUAUCAGUGGGCCGAUUCCCAAGGAAUUAGGUGACAUUGAAACACUGGAAGAACUAAAUUUGGAAAAUAAUCUACUUGAAGGACCUCUUCCUACAAACCUUGGUAGUUUGAGCCGCCUGAGAAAAAUGUAAGACAUAGUAACCAGAUAUUCGAUGUCUAAUAUUUACUUAUUGCUUCUG